AUGGAAUCCAUAGAAGGGCCAUGGAUGUCUUCACUCAAGUAUUGCAGUGUGACCACAGCCCAGAAAAGUCCCUGUUGCAUCAAUGCCUCUGCUGGAUGGAACCCUUUCUCUAUCUGCCCUUUGCUCCUCCAGGUUCCCUGUUUUAUCAGACAUCCCUCUACCACAAGGUGUGCCUGGAGUCGGCCAGAUCUGCACACCACUGACCCAGAAGGGAAUGGGCCAGGUCUCCUGAAGGGUCCAGAAGAUGAUGGCACCUCAGUCCUUGCCAGAAGGGAGUCAGAUGGCUUUUACCACAGGGCUCAGCUAAAACCAACACUAGAGCUGGGGAGGCAGGACAAACCUCUUGUGGAGUUUGAGGCCCCCCAUUCCACUGGUCCAAGGGCCCCAGGCCAACUACAGAGCACAAUGCCGGAGGAUGUCAUCCAGCACUCGUGGGCCCUAAAGCACUCUCUAGUGCCUGGAGACAAGGUUCUGGCCCCCUGGGAACCAAAGCAGGAAAGAUAUGGUCCAGGAACUGUGGUGCAAGGCCUGGAGACCAGAGACCCUCAGAGAGCCUCAGAGGAUGAAGAAAUCACCGUUUGCUUCUGGAAUGGCAAGAUGGUCAAAGUGCCCUUAGGGGUUGCUGUAUGGAUAUCCCCAGCUCAUUGGGAGAAGGCUGUGGAGAUGUUACACAAACCAUUAACUAGUUGUCUGAAGCCUGGAGAGCAUCUUAGCACUGUACCCUGGGCUCCCCCCUGCCCUCUCCUAGGAUCUGCUCUUGGGUACACCAUAGAUGGGCUUCUUCUGGGCUCUUUCUUGUACCCUCCCCAAUACCUUUACCCGCCACCCCACAACCACUGUCCAUUGCUGCCUGAUGUCUGUCCCUACUAUUGUUCCUUAGCCAGUCGUACCUGGUGGCCUCUGACCAGCACGUCAGAGACAACAACUGGGGACCACCCAGAGCCAGAGCUGAGACCGACAACACGACUUCUGGAAUUAGACAGUCCUAGAGACAAAAAAGUGGCAGCUCAUGCUUGGAUGAAAGAUACUUCCUCCUCCUCUUCUUUUUCUUCCGAAGAAGAGGGUUUAGGGAGUGAUCUGAAGAAAGUUCUCCCUCAAAGAUUGAUGGUAGACAGCACUGUCAAUACCGAUGCCAGUCUUUUUGAGAAGCCUCAGAAACAGAAGGAUCUCAGUCGGCCUCCCUGGAAAUACUGGAAGAGAAGUGGCCUAGAGCCAAGUCAUAGAAGGCCAGGUCUGUACUGAAGUUACUCUCAUCAUGGGCAAAGAGUCCCACAGGAAACUGAUGGACCCUCUCAACAAUGCUCUGUCCUUUCCACUCCUUUGAUCCUUUCCCACUACCUGGAAUAA
Gracilinanus agilis (Agile Gracile Mouse Opossum) is the source of this 1347-nucleotide messenger RNA. RefSeq names its product chromosome 6 C11orf16 homolog (gene C6H11orf16). The record is from RefSeq and is a predicted model, not a curated record. Lineage: Eukaryota; Metazoa; Chordata; Mammalia; Didelphimorphia; Didelphidae.